AUGCAGUGGAUAAACCAUUGAUUGGGAUCAACAGUCUAGUUACUAAAGCUCAUGCUGCAAUUCGUCAUUUUGCCGGUAGAUGACCACAGAUCUCAGACUCAUUUUGACGUUGCCUCUAAAUUCCACUCCCAACAUUUGGGAUUGAGAAUUGCCCCAGCUAUUUUUAGGCUGGCUUCGUUUACAAACCAUGCAGAAAUAUGAGAAGCUUGAGAAAAUCGGAGAGGGCACAUAUGGAACUGUCUUUAAGGCAAAGAAUCGUGAGACUCAUGAGAUAGUGGCCCUGAAAAGAGUCAGGCUGGACGAUGACGAUGAGGGCGUCCCAAGCUCAGCAUUACGAGAAAUAUGUCUGCUGAAAGAACUGAAGCAUAAAAACAUUGUCAGGUUGCAUGACGUCCUUCACAGUGAUAAGAAGCUUACUUUAGUUUUUGAAUACUGUGAUCAGGACUUAAAGAAGUAUUUUGAUAGCUGCAAUGGUGACUUGGAUCCAGAGAUUGUAAAGUCAUUCAUGUACCAGUUACUAAAGGGGCUAGCCUUCUGCCACAGUCGGAAUGUGCUGCACAGAGACCUGAAGCCACAGAAUUUGCUCAUUAACAGGAAUGGAGAACUGAAGUUAGCGGACUUUGGCUUGGCCCGAGCCUUUGGGAUUCCAGUGCGAUGUUACUCUGCAGAAGUGGUGACGUUAUGGUACAGACCACCAGAUGUGCUGUUUGGUGCUAAGCUUUACUCUACCUCUAUUGACAUGUGGUCAGCCGGAUGCAUAUUUGCAGAGUUGGCUAAUGCUGGAAGACCCCUAUUCCCUGGUAAUGACGUUGAUGACCAGUUGAAGAGGAUCUUCAGGUUGCUGGGGACACCAACAGAGGAACAGUGGCAGACAAUGACCAAACUACCAGACUAUAAGCCGUAUCCCAUGUACCCUGCCACUACAUCUCUGGUGAAUGUUGUCCCUAAACUAAGUAGCACUGGACGGGACCUGCUCCAGAAUCUUUUGAAGUGCAACCCAGUUCAGCGAAUCUCAGCCGAAGAGGCCUUGCAGCACCCGUACUUCGCUGACUUCUGCCCGCCAUAGGUGCCAAGCCCACCGAGCCACAGUCAACAAUCUGGAUCAGUACUGUCACUCCCGCGGGGGGGAUUUCACAAAACAGAUUCACUGGAUCUGCCGGCUACAAAAGACUUUUCUCUCACCAUACUGUCCUGUUCUGUACUGUCCAAACUAAGCUCAUAGCCUAACCAGUGCAUACCACAAAUACCACCAAAAUGUAACCUUUUUGACAACAGCAGGUCACUUGUGGUGCCUGUUGAAAAUCAAGUGAAUACAAGUGACUCUGACCUGCACAGUACACAAGCUGUUCUGUUUUGUGAAAUACUCUUCUGCUCUGCUGUAGGACCCUUGUCUACUGUAGUUCCUCCUUCCUGUCUAGACUUUGCCUCUGAACCCAACUUCAUUUGACAUAAUGGGACUGAAGUCAGUCCCUGUGCAGGUAUGUCUGUGUGCUGUCUGUUUAGCCAUUACACACACUACUACACACAAGAACCAACCAUGUGUUUUAGUUUCUGUAGCGUUCCACAAAUCCAGAACCGUCUGAGCCACUUGCCAAAUUUCUUUAGCACUGUCUGACCUCUCUGAGCAUUUGGAGAAUUCUGCAGCGUCUGUCCUUAACUGCCUUGUUGAGGUACAUGCACAUUUCGAGUACAGUUCUAAAUGACAUGGCAUUGUGCGUUCAUCAUAUAGACCACAGCAUUUCACCAGUGGAUUGAUAACUGACUAACAGUGUGAGCUUCUGCUGUUGCAAGAAUGCUGAGUAUCAUGGAAAAAGCCUGAUUGAUCAAAUUUUAUGUUUGAUCAAAUGGUUGGGAACUACAAAUGAUCUGUAUAGUUUUGUUUAUUUUUGCACUUGAAGCAAGGUCAAAACAAUCAGUGUCGGCCAGACAGACUUGCAUCUUUUUCAAUGAUUAGUGAUAAUAGUUAUGCCACCAGCUAACUUUCAUAGAAGAUUUUAAGGUGAAGUGGACGUAUUUAUACGUAUAACUGCUGGGCUUUUCUGUUACUGCUUUUGAACAUCUUUCUCAUUUCAGUGCACUUUGUAGUUUAGUAGUGGAUGACAGGUGAUAAGGUCAUCUUUCUCUCAACAUUCAUUUGGAGUUAAACCUCUUGAGCAACCAUUUCCUGCAUACUACAGCAAAUGGCAUUGUUUAUGAAAAGUGGACCAGACCUAUGAGUCAGUUCUUAAUGUUUUAUUUGUAGUUUAGGUUAUUAUUUUUUAUUAACAAGAAGUUUUGAUGUUUUUCUUGUAAUAUUGGCUUUGCCUAAUUUUGCAGUUAAUAUACGAUUCCUCUCAAACACCGGUUCAUCUUGGCUUUUGUAUUAUCUUAAAUGAAGCUAGGAAAUAUAACACAUUCAACUGCAAUGAUUUUUUUUGUUAUCCUCAAUUUCUUUUUUGUAAAGACCACAUCAUUUUAGAUUUUUAUGUCAACACAAUAUUUUAGAAUGCAUGUAUUUAUUUAUAAUUGAAUGUUCGUGUGUUGGCAUUAAACAUUUUGUUUCCAGUACAACAGAAUGUCACUUUUUUGACUUGGUAGCAUUUCUCUGCUUUGAAUGAUGGGGUGCAACAUCUUUUGCUCCACCUUGUAUUUUGUGACUGUAUGAUAUAUUUUCAUUGAUUUACAACUGAAAAUAAACUGGUGGAGCACAAUAA
Molecule: messenger RNA, 2693 nt
Organism: Clupea harengus (Atlantic herring)
Lineage: Eukaryota; Metazoa; Chordata; Actinopteri; Clupeiformes; Clupeidae
Gene: cdk5
Product: cyclin dependent kinase 5
Biological process (GO): synaptic vesicle transport; protein phosphorylation; axonogenesis
Cellular component (GO): nucleus; cytoplasm
Molecular function (GO): ATP binding; cyclin-dependent protein serine/threonine kinase activity
Source: RefSeq, a predicted model, not a curated record